Maniola jurtina (meadow brown) is the source of this 3462-nucleotide messenger RNA. RefSeq names its product phosphatidylinositol 3-kinase catalytic subunit type 3 (gene Pi3K59F). Bases 162 to 2900 code for a protein of 912 amino acids. Gene Ontology annotation, biological process: autophagosome assembly; phosphatidylinositol-3-phosphate biosynthetic process; phosphatidylinositol-mediated signaling. Lineage: Eukaryota; Metazoa; Arthropoda; Insecta; Lepidoptera; Nymphalidae. Gene Ontology annotation, molecular function: 1-phosphatidylinositol-3-kinase activity. The record is from RefSeq and is a predicted model, not a curated record. Gene Ontology annotation, cellular component: phagophore assembly site; cytoplasm; endosome. The transcript is spliced from 19 exons.
GUCAAAUAUUUCCUUCCCUUUGGGCUUUGAAAAUAAGUUUUGAUAAAAAAGAAAAGCUGUUUAAGGUUCUAGCAAAUAAUGCCUACAUUUUCACAAAUUACAUGCAGAAUAUAAAAGUGCUGUGUAGUCUCAUUCAUUAGUUACUAGUGUAAGUCAGUAAAAUGAACGAAAUCGAUGAUAAAUUCUACUAUGUGUACAGUUCAUCUUUGGAUCACAAAGUAGAAAUAAAAGUUGGUACCCUAGAAGGCAAGCGAUCAAAGCCAGAGUAUGACAAGUUACUAUCAGACCCAAUGCUCAAAUUUUCUGGGCUCUACCAGGAAGGGUGCUCCGACUUGUAUGUGACAUGCCAGGUGUUGUGUGAUGGUGUACCCUUGGCGCUGCCUGUUACUACAUCUUAUAAGUCCUUUACUAAUCGAUGGAACUGGAAUGAAUGGGUGACCUUACCAGUGUACUAUAGCGACCUGCCCCGGAAUGCCAUCCUAGCUAUGACCAUCUAUGACUGUGCAGGCCCUGGCAAGCUGAUGGUGGUGGGGGGCACCACCAUAUCACUGUUUGGUAAACAUGGCAUGUUGAGACAGGGCAUGUUCGACCUCCGCGUGUGGCCCGGCGUGGAGGGCAGCGAGAAGACGCCGGGCAAGGCGCCUGAUACCGGCAAAGAGCAGAUGCAGAGGCUGGCCAAGCUUGCCAAGAAGCACAGGAACGGACACAUACCGAAAGUAGACUGGCUCGACAGGCUGACUUUCAGGGAGAUCGAAAUGAUCAACGAGAAGGAGAAGAGGAGUUCCAACUACAUGUAUCUGAUGAUCGAAUUCCCCACUGUUCAAAUAGACGGCAUUGACCAUGCGGUUGUAUAUUACGAGCAAGACGGCGAUGAAAUGUAUCAGUUCAGAUCUCAGGCAGAAAUCGUCACCGUUCCAGACUACGAAAUAUUACAGGAAAACCUGGUAGAGAGCAAGCAGCACCGUCUAGCUCGCUCCUUACGCUGCGCAGUCCCCGGCCGUGAUGCUAAGCCGUCCGCGGCCGAGCGCGACCAACUCACCGCGCUACUAUCCGCGCCCGCGGCUUUGCACGCGAUAUGCGCUGACGACCAGGACCUCAUCUGGAAAUACCGAUUUUACCUUUCAUCCCAUCGUCGAGCGCUGACUAAAUUCCUUGCGUGCGUCAACUGGAAUCGACCAGGCGAGGUGCGGCAGGCGUUGGCCAUGAUGAAGCAGUGGGCGCCCAUGGAUGUGGAAGACGCGUUAGAACUCCUCACCCCUAAGUUCACGCAUCCUUCCGUCAGAAAGUAUGCAAUAUCGCGCCUGAAGCAAGCUCCGGAUGAAGAUUUACUUUUGUAUCUCUUACAAUUGGUGCAAGCCUUGAAAUACGAAGACUACAUGGAAAUACAUGAUGAAUACGCUAGGAUAUGUGGCAAAGAGGUGGCAGUGUACUCCGACUCGGAAGGGAAGCUGUUGCAAAGUGGACACCGCGGCAGCCAGGCCAGUCUACUGUCCACUUCAGUGUUGACAGCGAGUGAGAUGACGUCAUCAACCACAAGUCGCCACUCGGACACCGCGAUAGAGGAAUCUACCGCGGUCACUGAAAGUGUUAUUGGCAGUGACGCUAAUGAUGAGUAUAGCGAUUCAGUGGAGCCAGCUGAAGAGCGACUAAGCCUGGCCAGCUUCCUGAUCGCGCGCGCCUGCCACAACAGCGUCGUCGCCAACUACUUGUACUGGUACUUGCUCAUCGAGUGCGAAGACAGCGACACUGGCGCGCGCGACCUGGCCGCCAGAUCCAUGUACCUCGCCGUUAUGAGGACCUUCUCACACCAGCUCGCUAAAGGCAAAGCAGAAUUGGUGCGCACACGCAGCUUCCUGGCCCGGCAACAAGUGUUCAUCGACAAGCUCGUGGCUCUAGUCAAGCGAGUUGCCCGCGAGAGCGGCAACCGCAACAAGAAGGCUGAGAGAUUGCAGCAAUUGCUAGCCGACCCGGACGCGUUCAAGUUCAACUUCGCCAACUUCGAGCCCGUGCCCUUCCCGCUCGACCCUAAUGUUAACAUCAAGGGUAUAGUGGCGAAGAAAGCCAGCCUGUUCAAGUCGGCGCUGAUGCCGUGCAAACUGACCUUCUUGACGAGUGAGGGAAUGGAGUACGAAGCCAUCUUCAAGCACGGAGACGACCUGAGGCAAGACCAACUCAUACUGCAGAUGAUCACGCUUAUGGACAAAUUGCUGAGGAGGGAAAACCUAGAUCUAAAAUUGACACCAUACAAAGUCCUAGCGACCAGCUCAAAGCACGGUUUUCUACAAUUCAUCGAAUCUGUAACAGUGGCCGAGGCUUUAGCAACUGAAGGCAGUAUACAGAACUUCUUUAGGAAGUACAACCCGUGCGAAGGCGCACCUUAUGGCAUAAAGCCUGACACCAUGGACACUUAUAUACGGAGCUGUGCUGGUUACUGCGUUAUUACGUAUUUGUUGGGAGUUGGAGACCGCCAUUUGGACAACCUGUUGCUGACAAAGGCAGGUGCUCUGUUCCACAUUGACUUCGGCUAUAUCCUGGGCCGAGACCCCAAGCCGCUGCCGCCGCCCAUGAAGCUCAGCAAGGAGAUGGUGGAAGCCAUGGGUGGAGUCCACUCUGAACACUACCAUGAGUUCCGUAAAUUGUGCUACACAGCAUUCCUGCAUUUGAGAAGACACGCCAAUCUGGUACUGAACCUGUUCUCGCUGAUGACUGACGCGUCGGUGCCCGACAUAGCUCUGGAACCCGACAAAGCCGUCAAGAAAGUGCAGGACAAACUAAGGCUGGACCUGGGAGACGAGGAAGCCGUUCAUUACCUGCAGAACCUUCUGGAUAUGUCCGUCACAGCCGUCAUGGCCGUGCUGGUGGAACAGUUCCACAAGUUCGCUCAGUACUGGAGGAAAUAGUUCAUUGUUUCCUAUCAUAUACAGGGUGUAACAGAACGCUAGCAAAAACGUGAUAGUACUGAUGAUUACUGAUAAGAUACCAUAGAAAAAACUACGAAAAAAGAUGAAAAUCUGGUAUUUGUUGAAAGUUCACAAUAUAUUGCAAAUAAAACAUGUGACUGACGCUAGAGGUCAACGAACGUUCCGUAAAAAGGUCACUCAAAGUCAAUGCCGCGUAAUUGGGGAUUGACCCGAGGCUUGCACGCUAUACAAUGCGGGUUUGAAAAAUACUAAAACUACGAGAUAAGGCAAAUGGUUAUUGGCAUAAGAUUGUGUUAAGGUAGUAUAAUAAUGACGCUAAGGUUUAGCUUUCUAGCUACACCCUGUAUUUCUUGUAUUCAUAUUUAUUUAUUCUGUGGUCUAACGAGAUUUCCGUGGUAUAUUCAGAGACAGAAAAUUAGUAGAGGCGCCCUAAUCUUUAUGUAUAUAUUCCUUUUCCAAAAAAAUGUAUUAUUGAAGAAAUUAUAAAUUAAACUUGACAUAGAUUUAAGUAAAUUUCUAAUUUUUUACUGUGAUAUUUAAA